Micropterus dolomieu (smallmouth bass) is the source of this 5830-nucleotide messenger RNA. Its product is annotated as integrin alpha-M-like. NCBI's taxonomy places the organism in Eukaryota, Metazoa, Chordata, Actinopteri, Centrarchiformes, Centrarchidae. The coding region runs from base 404 to 3976 and encodes 1190 amino acids. The record is from RefSeq and is a predicted model, not a curated record. Gene Ontology annotation, cellular component: external side of plasma membrane; integrin complex. The transcript has 33 exons. Gene Ontology annotation, biological process: cell adhesion mediated by integrin; cell-matrix adhesion; integrin-mediated signaling pathway. Gene Ontology annotation, molecular function: integrin binding.
CUCACUAGAGGAAUAGCUGGCCAGGUUGGACCCAGAUCCUCCUCACCAGAGUUGUUACAAUAGAAAGUAAACUCAAUCUCGCGUGUCUUUAUUCCCCCGAAGCAAAGUCGCAGGCUUCAGCCCAAAGAUCUCUGACUACAAGUUAUACUGUUCCAUCCAGUUUGUAUCAUGGGUCGAUCACCAUCAGUUACUGCAUCACAACAUUGUCUUUUCCUUGUUGGAGCUGUCCAGAGAGUUUAUUACCCGAAGAAGGAGAGCUGAGAGAAGAAGGAGAGAGGGAGGGAGAAGAUCCUGCCUUAGUCUGCGACAACCCUCCAGUCUGCUGGCCCUUGUAUUUAUCCUCCCAUUGUGACCCCUCACAUUUCAGCUGCUCAGCUAUAAAAAGAACAGGACGCAACCAGAGAUGGCUCGUGACAUUCAGAGAGACUGGGGCUGGAGAAACACGGUGCUCGCUCCAUCAGUUUCAGUUGCAGAAGGUAGUUACGCUUCCAGAGGCUUCCAGAGUUUCCAAAUUUAUUUGUAUGGGCUCAGAGAAUAUAUGACACACUUUUUUAUUUUUCAUGGGAAUGUCACAAUGGACUGGAUAAUUACUACCACAGUAUUCUUGUCAGUGUUAGAAGCUGCACUUUGUUUUAAUAUUGACCCAGUGGCCUGGAAGUUCCUGAGAAAUGAAGCAGCAGGUUUUGGAUACCAGGUGGUGCAGAGACAGACAGACUUGCUCGUCAGUGCUCCUCUUGCACAGUAUCUACCAGGAACAAGGGGGGAAAUAUAUAAGUGCUCCACCGAGUCCUGCAGUAAACUACCAGUUACAUUGCCAGCUUUUGCAUUCAACAUAUCGCUUGGUUUGACAAUGACAAGUGAUCCCGCCACACAAAACACUAUGGUAUGUGGUCCAACCAUCCCAAAGGACUGCAAAAGUAUCACCAUGUACAACGGUUUAUGCAGGCAGAUAAACCGUUUUGAUAAUCUUGGAGCCUAUGUGCCUUCUUCUCCUGAAGAGUGUCGAACCCAAGCAGACAUUGCAAUUCUGUUGGAUGGCUCAGGCAGCAUAGAUGGUGAUGAUUUUAAAAUAAUGAAGAUAUUUGUGAAAAACCUGAUCGGCUCAUUCCAGGGAAAAGAUACAAAGUUUGCCAUUGCCCAGUUCUCUUCAACUUUUCGAUUCAAGAUCCAUAAUUACUUAAGUACAUUUGAUGCUAAAAGUUGGGAAGCUCAAAUUAAUGGAAUAACACAGUUAACUGGAGGGACAUACACAGCUGAUGCCAUCAAACGUGUUGUCAAUGAAAUUUUCUCAGUAAAUGGAGGUUCCAGGUCAAAUGUGAAGAAAGUUCUGAUAGUCAUUACAGAUGGAGAAUCUAAUGACCCACAGGAAUUGCCAAAUGCAGCAGCUUUAGCUGAAAAAAAAAACAUAGUUCGAUUUGCCAUUGGGGUUGGGCGUGCAUUUGCCAAAUACAAUGCAAUAAGGGAACUGGAAACCAUUGCAACUUCUCCCCCAGCAAACUAUGUGUUUAAAGUGGACAACUUUAACGCACUUGAAAUAAUAAGGCAGAAUUUGCAGGACAAAAUCUUCUCCAUCGAAGGAUCUCAAACAAGUGGAGAGUCACUGAAAAUGGAAAUGUCUCAAGGGGGAUUCAGUGCAGCUUAUGUGCCUGGGGGAUUUCUGAUGGGUAUUGUUGGUGCCAACGAAUGGAAGGGAGGCUACCAACAAUACACAAGCGCAGGCACGAUAGUCAGCACCUUUGCACCAGAGUAUAUGGAGACUGACAGUUAUCUGGGUUACUCCAUGGCUGUUGCUAAAACGGUGUACGGUGAAUUGACAAUUGUUGGUGCUCCGAGAUAUAAACACAGAGGACUUGUGAUGACAACUUACAGAAACAACUUUCAACAACAGAUUGAUCCCUUUCCAUGGCAGUUUCAGAUUGGUGAAUAUUUUGGGGCUGAGGUUUGUGCGAUGGACGUGGAUCCUAAGCCCUACACAGACCUAAUCCUCAUAUCUGCCCCCAUGUACAUCGACACUGAUAGAGAGGGAAGAGUUUAUGUUUGCAGCUUAAUUGAUUUGAGUGUCGAUUGUCACUUAGAUUCUCCAUCAGUACUGAGAGGGGAUGCAUUUUCAAAAGGACGGUUUGGGUCUUCUCUUGCUGUGCUGCCUGAUCUUAACAACGAUGGUCUCAGUGAUUUGGCCGUUGGAGCACCUUUGGAGAAUGACGGUCAGGGCAGCAUCUAUAUAUUCCACGGCGAAGGAGGAAGAACAAUCAGUUCUGCUUACUCCCAGAGAAUUACUGGCUCGGAAGUCCGGCAAGGACUGAAGUUCUUCGGCAUAUCAAUCAGUCAGUCAUCAUUUGACCUUAGUGGGGAUAAUCUGCACGACUUAGCGGUGGGUUCAAAGGGAGCAGUUGUUUUACUCAGAUCAAAGCCUAUAGUAAUGGUAGAAGCUACGGUGUCAUUCAGUGUAAACCCAAUCCCCACUCAAAACUCAGACUGUUCAAAACCACUAGAGAACACAGCUCGUAUCUGCUUCACCAUGAGCAGACACUCUCCAGUAAACACAGCUCAAGCAAGGAUUAAUUACACUCUAACGCUUGAUGUCACCCGCAAGGUCCCAAACAACCGAGCUUACAUCAAUGAGAAAACACGAGAGCAGACUAGAUCCAUUCUUCUUGACUUAAACCAGGAACAGUGCAACGAGGUGAACUUCGCCAUUCAGGCUUGUCCAGACGAUGCUCUCAAUGCACUUAACAAUGAGCUCAGAUUCACCUUUGACGGUGUAUCUUCUGCUGAUACUCUCAGCCCAAGUCUUGCCCAACAGGCUCAGACAACAACCUUUUAUCCUUUAGGGUUCGAGAUUAACUGCGGCACUGACAACAACUGUGUAGAUAACCUGAAAGUGGAUUUCAACUUUACUGAUUCCUCAGAGGUUAAAGUGGGCAUUGAUGACCUGCUUAAUGUCACCGUCUCAGUGGGGAACAUGGAGGAAAACUCCUACAACAGCCGGGUUGUUCUCACAUACCCAGUCGGACUCUCCUUUAGGAAGUUUACAAGCCUGCAGGGAAGAAUUGAGUGCAACUCCUACGACAGUGAAGAUGGAUUAUCCAGAGGAAGGACAGACUGCACUGUUGACAAGCCUAUUUUCAAGAGCAAAACUAAGGCUUUAUUCAUCGUCCACUAUGGGAUCCAAACCACUAGCCAACUUGGCAGUAGGAUUUUUGUCACUGCAAAUGCUUCCAGUGGAAAUCAGGAGCACUCCAGCUCAAGCGAACUCUACAAAAUGAAAGAGAUUAAUGUGAAAUACGGCAUUUUUGCGACCAUCCAAAGUUCCCUCAGCUACACCAAUUUCUCUUUCGGAAAGAACAAUUUGCAGAAACCAGUCCAACAAACAAUUGUGGUUACAAAUGAAUUCAGACCACUCAAUUUAACUGUGGUGAUCAGGGUGCCAGUAAAGCUCGGUGAUAAAGAUAUCUGGGUGGAUUCGAGCAGUUUGCAGAUUCCAGACUGCCAAAAAGUCAAAGAUGAAGAAACUACAGUGAGAGAAUUUGUUGCUCAGAUACAGAAAAAUAACUUGGUGGACUGCUCUGUAGCCAGUUGCAGAGUGUUCACGUGCAGUAGAUUCAUGGGAAGAAAGGAGAGUAAAAGCUACAAAAUCUCUGCCAACCUUAGUUCUGGAUGGAUAGAGCAGAUUGGACUUAAAUCUGCCAAAUUCCUCUUGACCAGCACAGCCAGUCUGGACUACGACAGAAACCAGUACAUCUUCUUUUCAACAGGGUCUAAUAACAACCCUCCUGUUCGCAAGAUUGAGGCAGAGGUAGAAGUCUAUCCUGAACCAGAUUUCACCAAAGAGAUUGUCGGAGGAUCCCUGGGAGGGCUGGCCCUAUUAGCUCUACUCAGCGCUGGCCUGUAUAAGGCUGGAUUUUUCAAGAGUAAAUACAAGGAGAGGAUUGAAGCAGAAGAAGCAGAAGAUGCAGGAGUAGUUGGUGGAGAAUAACAAACCUAAAAUCAGUUGACGUCCCACAAAGACCAGCUUUUUUCAGAUCUAAUACAUUCAUAGGAAUAGCCUUCUGAUUUCUGUUGACCACAAAACAAAACAACUGUCCUAACAUCUACAGUGUGUGCAUUGUUAUCUUUGAUUAGCUUCACAGAGUUGUACAAUUUUUAAGGUGAUACACUAGUCAAAUCACACCAAUCACAAUGAAACUUUACAAGCUCAUAGUAAACAUAAAUAGAACCUUUUUUGAAUUACGAUGUAGUAAAAUGUAUUUUUUUUAAAUACAUAAUUAAAUAUGCACUGAUAUCUCACAUAUCAAACAAAUCCAUUUUCUUGCACAUUUAAAAGACUUGACAUGAAUUGUUUUGGGUUUUAUUGUGAUAAUAUACCUAAUGGCCAGACAUUUACAGAACUGUUUGUCAAAAGACUGUUUUUUCAUGGAUUUAUUGAAAAUAUACUAGUCAUAUGUGUGACGGACCCUUUUUUUCCACGAUUUUUGAAAACCUCUGUAAAUGUCUUGCUAUAAGAUCUAAGAAACAGUGUGUAAAAUUAUGAUCAUCUAACGGCCUUGAAGGGGGAGGAAAAGGACUUGGCGUACAGGAAACAGUCAUUUUGAGAAAACCGCUGUUAAAAAUUAGCUAACGCGAUAGAAACCUACUUAGCAUAGAUGUUUGUCACAUGAACACAUUUCUUAUAUGAUAUAAGCGCCAACAUUGUGCGAACUAGUAAAUGAUGAUUUUGUACAUUUUAUGAAAGUAUGCUAAUAAUAUUUGCUAAAUAAUCUGGAAAAUGACAGACUGAAGCAAAAGCAUCUACAUUUUGGACUGUGGUGUCUUGCCUUAAUCUUAAAUGUAAAAUCUUGCCAUCUUUAGGAAUGUACAUAAUUUGUAUGGAAGAAAUAUCCAAACCACCACUUUGAAUUCAUUCAGUUUAAAACCUUGUCUGUGUCUGGAACACACCCAGUCAACAGAGGCUUCCAACCUGGGGCUCAGGACCCCAAAAAUCGGUCACAAAAUGAAGUGAAGGGGUCAUAAGAGGAUUUCCUGGUUAAAAAGUGAAUACUCUAGUUGUACCUCUUCAGGUCAGGCCCUUAAAAAUCAUUCAGUAAUUCCCAUUGUAUCAAAACACAGAAAAUAAAACCCUAAGCUUUGUAUUGCGGAUACUUUAAGUUGUCAUCAAUAACCUGAAUCAACCUGAAUGUGAUCCUGACCCACUGUGCACCAGACUAGCAAUGUGUAAGCUCAGGCUUUCAUUUUCUGUGGCCCAAUAUACUGUAGAUAAAUGAUAUGUGUACACUUUGAAAUAAUAUCAUGAAAAACAAAACCAUUCAAAGUUUACAAACAUUGUAAACAUUGGUUCUAUAGAGCAUAAAUUGUACUUAAAAUUUAGACUCUCAAAUGAAAUGGUGCAGGGUAAAUGUAAUGCACUAUAGAGUAGGCCUGCAUAGAGUGAUUCCAAACAGCCCAAGUGAUCCAGACAUGUAAGUGGCAGUUUUCAAGAGGCUAAUGAUUGCAUUUUUCUAAUACAACUUUUUUUCUAAAGAGCCCUUUGUUGGUUUACAAUGAAACAUUUCAUUUAUAUUUCUGCCAACUUUGUGUGUUUAUUUGUAGAAUUUCUUGUAUGGUGAAAGAAAUGAAUUCACUGUGAUCAGUUGGAUUCUGAUUUUCUCAUCACAUAUUUUACUGUAAAACUGCUGAAAUACAAUGUGGUAUGGUUAAGAGCUGCUCACUUGCUAAAAAUAACUUUUAAUAUAACUCUUACUGACUGAAUUGCUUUGCUUGGGAAUAAAUUAUAAAAUGUGUAAUAUUGAUGCAAGUACAUAUGAUGAAAUACAGAAUAAAUAACACAAAUGUU